CAAGUAAUCUUUUCUCUCUUCUAAACUCCAUUUGUUAAAAAAUAACCUCUGCCUACAUUCUUGACCGGCCACCAACAAUAACUACCAUUGCCAUUAUUUCGUCCUACUCUCAUCAUCUCUAGCACUUUAUAGCUGAUCAUACACCCAUACCCUAUUUAUAUCAUGAAGGAAGAUACCAAACCCGGCCCUGCCCCUGGAAUGAACCACGCAGACGUUGCUGCUGCUAUUCAGGCUGAAAAGGAUCAGAAGGGCAUCAAACGCAACACAAACUUCCUCAAGAUUGAUAUGCACACUCAUAUCCUGCCAAAGCACUGGCCAGACCUGAAAAAGAAAUAUGGAUAUGGCUCUUGGAUUCAGUUAGACCAUGUUUCACCAGGAAAAGCCAACAUGAUGAUGGAUGGAAAGAACUUUAGAACCAUUGAAUGCAACUGUUGGUCUUCAGAACAACGUAUCAAGGAGUGUAAUGCAACAGAUGUCGAUGUCCAGGUCUUGUCGACUGUCCCCGUCAUGUUCAGCUACAAUGCUCGUCCAGAACACACGUUGGAUUUGGCUAGGUAUCUAAAUGACCAUAUUGCUCAGGUAGUGGCCGAAGAUCCAAAGCGCUUUGUAGGAUUGGGGACAUUACCUAUGCAGGCGCCUGAACUUGCUGUUCAAGAGUUAAGACGUUGUCGUGAAGAGCUUGGUUUGGCUGGUAUUCAGAUUGGAAGCCAUAUCAAUGACUGGAACUUAGAUGCUCCUGAACUAGAUCCUAUCUGGGCAGCUUGUGAGGAGACUAAUGCCGCGAUCUUUGUACACCCUUGGGAUAUGGAAAAUAAGGGAAGGAUGGAAAAGUACUGGUUCCCUUGGUUGGUGGGUAUGCCAUGUGAAACUACCAUCUCGAUCUGCUCUAUGGUGAUGGGUGGAGUAUUAGAGCGCUUCCCUAAGCUCAAGGUCUCAUUUGCUCAUGGAGGUGGAUCUUUCCCUGCGACCGUUGGACGUAUUCAGCAUGGGUUUGAUGUUCGUCCGGAUCUUUGUGCCACCCGCACUAAGAGUGGACCAAUGACCUACUUGAAUCGUAUUUUUGUUGACUCUCUGGUGCAUGAUGAAGAGACCCUUGAGUUCUUGAUCAAGAAGAUGGGUAUUGAUAACAUCAUGCUGGGAUCCGAUUAUCCCUUCCCCUUGGGUGAACUUCAUCCGGGCAAGAUGAUUGAGGAGGCUCGCUGGCUGACGGAUGAAGAGAAGACAAAAUUACUUAGUGGCAAUGCCAUUAAGUUCUUGGGCCUUGAACACUUGCUGAAUACUCCAAUGGAUGAAUAAAUAAAGAAUAGUUUAAAGGCUAAAGCAUUGUUUCCUAGAGGCUAGAGGCACA
This is a messenger RNA of Lobosporangium transversale, 1348 nucleotides long. RefSeq lists its product as hypothetical. The record is from RefSeq and is a predicted model, not a curated record. Gene Ontology annotation, cellular component: cytosol; cytoplasm. Gene Ontology annotation, biological process: secondary metabolic process. NCBI's taxonomy places the organism in Eukaryota, Fungi, Mortierellomycota, Mortierellomycetes, Mortierellales, Mortierellaceae. Gene Ontology annotation, molecular function: hydrolase activity; carboxy-lyase activity. Bases 163 to 1296 code for a protein of 377 amino acids. The transcript is spliced from 5 exons.